Messenger RNA from Cyphellophora europaea CBS 101466, 996 nucleotides. RefSeq lists its product as uncharacterized. Gene Ontology annotation, molecular function: dioxygenase activity. Lineage: Eukaryota; Fungi; Ascomycota; Eurotiomycetes; Chaetothyriales; Cyphellophoraceae. The record is from RefSeq and is a predicted model, not a curated record. Bases 1 to 996 code for a protein of 331 amino acids. The transcript has 2 exons.
AUGAUUGCAAGAUCAGACGAGUCAGUAAUACCCGUCAUCGACUUAGAGCCCAUCCGCACGGGCAAGGCCGAAGAGGCUCGUGCGACUGGUAAGAAGGUCUUCGAGGCUUUCCGAGACGUUGGGUUUGCCUAUAUCAAGAACCAUGGUAUUCCCCAGGACGAUGUGGAUGAAGCCUUCCGCUGGAGCUCCCGAUUCUUCGAGCUUCCCCAACCCGACAAGGAUCUAGCGCCACAUCCUCCCGAAGGAUGGUACCAUCGAGGCUAUUCCGGCAUAGGACGCGAGAAAGUCGUCCAGAUGGUUUACGACAAAGCAGCAAUCGCAGAGCUCCGCAAAGCGCCGGAUUUCAAAGAGUCCUUCGAGCUUGGCCGCGAGGACGAUGAACAUACGCCCAACAUUUGGGUUCCGGAAGAAGUGCUGCCCGGUUUCCGCAACUACAUGACCACUUUCUAUGCGACCUGCUACAACGCCACACUUGACUUACUGAAAGCGAUCGAGCUCGGCAUGGGUCUUCCAGAGGGGUUUCUGCGUGACUAUCACACCAAGCAGGACAAUCAGCUGCGGCUGCUACAUUAUCCGCCCGUAGAAGCUGAACUGCUCCGAGGCGGUAAACUGGAGCGUAUCGCCGCACACAGCGACUUCGGGACCAUGACCCUACUCUUCCAGGACGCGGUGGGUGGUCUCGAAGUUGAGGACGUGCACGAAAAGGGCGUGUUCAAUCCUGCUCCCUACAUCCCUGGAACAAUCGUGGUGAACAUUGGGGAUUUCUUGCAGAGGUGGAGCAACGACAUCCUCAAGUCGACAUUGCAUCGUGUGAGGGCACCACCCAUGGUCGAUGGUAUGACCAAGGCUCGCUACUCGAUGCCUUACUUUGUCACCGCGGACCGUGAUAAGACUAUUGACUGCCUGCCUGGAUGCUGGAGUGAGACGAAACCGAAAAAGUAUGAAGCCAUCAAUGCAAAUGAGUAUAUUGAGAUGCGUCUCAACGCAACUUACUAG